UUGCAGCUGCAUUACGAUUUCCGCCGCCCUAGCGCUCUUGCUAGCAAGUCGCAUGGUGGUUCUUCCGAGUUUUACAGCGCAGGCUCUACGCACGCAUUAUUUUCUCCGUAUAUGCAGCGCAGGCAGGUCAACCGUCGACCUCUAGCUCUCCCAAGCAGAAUGGUAAGGGCUUUCCUAGAGCCAAUUUCUCCAACGUAAGCAAGAUUAGUGACCGGUAAUGCAGCAAGAGUGCUCAACGAGAGGACACGGAUCGGAUACAUGUCUGGCGAAUGUGCCAGAUUACUAGUAGUACGUAGGUCUAAUGACGGCAGCUCAUCCAAGCCAGUGCGCCUGGGAAAGCGUCGUAUCGCGGGCCAUCAGUACAAUUUACUCCUCCACCUAUUUCGGUCUGGAUUAGGCGAGUCUCCUCGGACACGGACGUGAAGAGGGAUCGCCGGCAACGCACUGCCCCGUUCAAACUCUCGAACAGCGUUGUCUCUAGCUCUGCAUGUUGAUCAAGUGAACACUGCGGCUUCGAGCGCAUGGGUGGAAUACCCAAGUCACUACUUUGUUUGGCUCACAAAGUCAGGUCGUUACAAUGCUAGCUGCAAGGUUCUAUCAUCGCAUCGACGCCGUCUGCCUCUUGACAGUCUUGCUCGGUGCGGUGGCUAGCCAAGAUGUUGCGAACGAUGUCCAAGAGGGUAAAGACCAGGUGGUGUCCUCGCGGGGAUUGGUCAGGUACACGUAUCAUGCCAGGAUUGACUUUGACUCGUUCGUCACCGAUCAGACCAAGUGCCUAGAGGAGAAUUCCGGCACGUUCAACAACGGCACGCGCACAUGCACUGCUACACUGGUGUUCUGCGUUGCUCCCAGCGUCACGACCAUCCCACCAGCCAAACAGCGGAACUGUGCUCUGCUCAACGUCACCGUUGCCGAGAGCACAGGCACAAUUCCAGUCUACAGUGCGCACGGCCAGAAUGUGACCUCUCGCAGCAACUCGUCGCUUAGAAUCUUGAUCCCGGAUGAUGGAACCGAAGACUUUUAUCCUACUGUGAUCAAGUUGUCACUGGCUCUCUUUGAGAUUGGGGAAAUCGUCAGACGAGAGGAUGCCAGUUACCUGGCCACGGCGUCAGCUCUGGUCAACACGAGGUCGCCGGACAUGAUGCAGUGCUUUGGUGUUCAAGGGGUGAACCAUCACGUGAUCGAAGAUCCCAAGUGUGAUCCUAAAGUCUGCUUUGGCAGUCUUACCAUUCCAUUGCAAUUUGGGCAGCAUAACAGCAGUUACUGUGAUUUUCAUCCACGCCUGACACGCGGUGCGAAAAACGACAGUAACAAUGUCAUCUACUUUGGUACAUUGAAGCUAAGAGCCAGACUGGAGCAGACCUUGGUUUCUGAAAGAGACCCUCCUGAACGCUAUUAUUUCCAGCAGAAUUCCGGCGCACGGCCAAGAAACCACCGCACCAUCCAGUGGACAAUGAUCGCCAUGCUGUGCUUACUGUUGCCGGUUCUCAUCACCUCUAUCAUCGGACUUCACUGCUGGAGUCGCCGCCGAAAUCGUCGCCGAGGUGACGCGAAGCGCCGGUGGCAGCUUGCCAACUGCCUGCUGUUGCCAUGGCGGUGUUGCCGUGGCAGCAGCGGAUUCCAAUGGCGACGGUUGCGUAACUGGCAAGACUCUGACCAAGACAUGGCCUGCACUGGACCAUCUACUGGCGGAAGACUGGAGUUUGAACGGGCUUCGUCAAUUGAGCCUCCGAUCUUGCCGCUCUCUAAUUCUGCAGUCCACAAUCUUCUGUGCACUCCAGUCAAUGACCCACGGCAAGCAGGUGACAGUGACUCGGUGUAUGUUAUCCAAGCAGAAGCAUACUCACACAAGAGAGGCAAUGGCCGAGACCUGCAUUUCCAGCGCAGGGUGAACAGUGGCACUUGCCACAGUCAUUACCAAGAUGAAAGCGUUUCUGAAGACAUGACGGACACAGACAUGGACAUAAUUCGGGCUGUGCCUGACCGUGCCCAUUGCGCAUCUACGACUCAUAGCACUUCUCGACUUCCUGCAACCUGCGACAAUGCUAUGCCAACCAAGGAUCUUUCCGCUGCUGCUGAUGCUGUAGUAGUGUCGUCCAAUCAUGAUGGCAAUACAUCCCCCGCCCAGGAAUGUGACCACCGCCACCAGCAGCAGCAGCAUCGGCAGCGGCACAGCAUGGACCUUGACCUCGCCGAGCACUGCCAUCACCAGACGCAGAGUGACCAUGAUCAAGCCACCCGACCGUGCCUUGUGAACAGAUCUACCCCUCGUGGGAGCGCUCAGCCCCGCACUCAAGCCCGCAGCCAGUCAGCCAGGUCUCGUGAAAUUGAUCCACGGAUUCAGCUGGUAGCAGAGGCGAUGCACAGUGGCCAAGCCAGUACGCGGUAGGGUGCUAGGAAUUCAACCAACUAUAGAUAGCCACAUGAAAUAAUCCAGCGGUAAGUUUGCACAGUGUGCUGUUCAAUGAAAUCCAGUCCAAGAAAUCCAAGAUGCGCUUUCCAGUGUUUGCAGGUCUAGGGCUGCGUAACGCCCAGCGGGUAUUUGAGUGAGACUGGAUUUCAUUGAGCAGCAUUUAGCAGCCCAGCACCUGGACCCUGUAGCGUUGUUGGCAUCAUAAUAAUAAUACAUAAGCAUCAUCAUACAGCAAGCCUCACUGAUUUUUGUUGGGAGUUUCGAAUGAAAAUUCUGAUCAGCCUCACUUGGUUGUGCCGGUUUAUUCACUUUAUUGAUUUUUUUUACAUAUCCACCCCAAAGCAGAAUUGAUCCGAUAUUCGGUACACCAUUUCCACCCCGAAGCAGAUUUUAUCCACAGCCGUAUGUAUAU
Molecule: messenger RNA, 2825 nt
Organism: Sycon ciliatum
Lineage: Eukaryota; Metazoa; Porifera; Calcarea; Leucosolenida; Sycettidae
Exons: 5
Coding region: 578-2389 (603 amino acids)
Source: RefSeq, a predicted model, not a curated record